AUGUCUCUUGCUUCUGCAUCGUCCUCUCCACCUCGUUCUCUAUCUUCUCCCAUUACGCAUUUCUCUCUCUCAGCUCUUUACUUUUUCGUUCCUGACACCUCUUUUUCUCCCCCAACCGUCUCUUCGCUAUCUACUCCUCCCUUCACAUUCCUCCCUCUCACCCUUACUCCUUUAUUCGCUCCAACUUUGCUGCAUUUACUUUCUCCUUGUCGUCUGUUUAACGCAAUCCUCUCGUCUUCUUUUUCUUUUUUAAUUAACCACCCUCUUUCUCAUUAUAGUUUACAUUUUUCUUCCUCAUUUACUCACUUUCAUUCCUUUGUCCUUUUCUUCUUCUUCUUCUUCUUCUUCUUCUUCUUCGCGCGUUCUUCCUCUACAUCCUCAUCCUUUGCUGACUACCUUCAUCACAACGGUAAAUGCCGAGACGUAUGCAUUUUUCGAAGGCAGGAUGAGGAAAAAGAUGACGAUUCUGAUUCUUUUUCUUUUUCUUCUUCUUCUUCUUCUUCAAAUCUACUUAUUUCAUUAAAUUUUUUUUUCUUUUUCCCCAGUGUUCUUUCUUUCUUUCUUUCUUUCUUUCUUUCUUCUUCUUCUUCUUCUCCUCAUCCUCCUGCAAAUCUACAUAUUUCAUUAAAUUUUCUUUUCUUUUUCACCAGUGACUUUUCUUUUCUUUCUUUCUUUCUUUCUUUCUUUCUUUCUUUCUUUCUUUCUUCUUCUCCUCCUCCUGCAAAUCUACUUAUUUCAUUAAAUUUUCUUUUCUUUUUCACCAGUGUCUUCUUCUUCUUCUUCUUCUUCUUCUUCUUCUUCUUCUUCUUCUUCUUCUUCUUCUUCUUCUUCUCUCACUGCUCCUUACAAUCUACUCAAUUUUCUCUUCUUCUUUAUCAAUCCUAUCUCCCUCUAAAGAUGUUUUUCUUCUUCUUUUAUUAUACUCCUUAUUCUUCACUUAUCUUCAAGUUCUAUUUCUUCAAUUCUGUUUUUUCUUCAAUUGCAAGCAAAUUUCCUCUCAUUUUAUACCAGUUUCUUUUAUGUUCAAAUACUUUAUUUUUCUCUUCAACAUUAUCUUCAUCUAGUUCAAAUCUAUUUCUUCUUCUUCUUCUUCUUCUUCUUCUUCUUCUUCUGCUCCUCUUUUAUAUCUACUUAUUUUACUCAACUUCUUCGUCUUCUUUUUCUUCUUCUUUUUCUUCUUCUUCUCUCCUCCUCCUACCUCUCCACAUCUACUUAUUGUACUCAAUUUCUUCUUUUCUUUAUCCUCCUCCCCCUACUUCUUCAGAUCUACUUAUUUUACCCAAUUUUUUUCUCUUCUUCUUCUUCUUCUUCGUUUCUGUUUUUACACCAAAUCUAAUUCUUCUUUAA
This is a messenger RNA of Acanthosepion pharaonis, 1347 nucleotides long. The record is from the annotation of a GenBank genome assembly. NCBI's taxonomy places the organism in Eukaryota, Metazoa, Mollusca, Cephalopoda, Sepiida, Sepiidae.